This is a messenger RNA of Mercurialis annua (annual mercury), 1290 nucleotides long. RefSeq lists its product as uncharacterized. The record is from RefSeq and is a predicted model, not a curated record. The transcript has a single exon. Lineage: Eukaryota; Viridiplantae; Streptophyta; Magnoliopsida; Malpighiales; Euphorbiaceae. The coding region runs from base 1 to 1290 and encodes 429 amino acids.
AUGGAGGAAGGGCUAGCGGAAGCGUGUGCCCAAUUGCGUUUGACGGAGGAGGAACAAACUGCUGUCAACCUUGAAGAUGUGGUUGACGAGGUGGUCGAGGAAAGGUCUGAAUUUUAUGUUGUGGGGAGAUUGCUUACAAAGAAACCAUAUAGUUUAAAUCAUAUGAAAAACGCUUUGGCCAGCGCUUGGCGUCUUGCGAAGGGUUUCAAUAUGAGAGAUAUUGGUGAUAAUUUAUUCAUCUAUGAGUUUUUCUCUAGAGUUGAUAGAGCGAGAAUCCUUAGAGAAGGACCGUGGCACUUUGAUAAACAACUAAUUUUGAUGGAACCAGUCAAAGGAAAUAUGCAACCAAAUAAUCUUCUAUUAAAUGGCUGUCUGAUGUGGGUGAGAAUAUAUGAUUUGCCCCUUAACUGUCGUGGGAAAGCUGCAGUUGAUAAAAUUGGGUCAAAAAUUGGCAAAGUGGAGGAACGGGAUGAUGAUAAUGGGGGUGGAUGGAAUCGAUAUAGCCGAAUACGGAUUGUUUUAGAUACAAAUAAACCCCUUAUGCGAGGAAUGACUGCCAUCAAUCCGUUAGGGGAGAAAGUUUGGAUUUCAUUUAAAUAUGAGCGGAUCCAUAACUUCUGUUACUGGUGCGGAAUGUUGGACCAUGUAGAGGCUCAGUGUGAGUUUAAACCGGAGCAGACGGAAGUUUCUGAAUGGCCAUAUGGCCCCAUACUGCGGGCUACGCCCAGGAGGAGGAAAUUGAUGGGUAACAGACCACAAACGGGGUCAGGAGGCAGGAGUUGGGAGGCCCAAUCAAGGACUAUGGUAUCAAAUGAGAACGCUCAAAAUGGGGUCUGUCGUAACCUAUUUGGGGAAGAUGAAGGGAGAGACGAAGAUGAGGAAACCAACGCUAUAGACGUGCAAACUCUGCAUGGUACUGUAGCUGUCCAGGAAAUCCAUGCAGGAGAAGUGGGAGCUGAAAGGGUCGACGGUUUAGUGGAGGUUAACGUGAGUUUGGGGCAGAUUGAUGGUAGAGGAAAGCAAGGUUGUGGGGUUUCGAAGAAAGUUUCAGCUAAAGGGAGUAGCAGCAAGAAGAAAACAUGGAGUAGAAACUUGAAUAGGAAAGGAGAGAAGGGGACCACAAGUGGUGAGGCGGGGGUAGUUUCAACCAAACGGAAUUACUCAACGAUCCAGGAGAGUGCAGAGCUGAAUAAUCUUUUCUCAAAGAGGGUUAGAGAUGGAUUAUCAGACAAGUUUGGAAACAUCGAGAUAUCGGCGGAGACUGCGGAGCAGUCUUGCCGGACGCAAUGA